Messenger RNA from Lolium perenne, 1200 nucleotides. RefSeq names its product tuliposide A-converting enzyme 1, chloroplastic-like. The record is from RefSeq and is a predicted model, not a curated record. Gene Ontology annotation, molecular function: hydrolase activity. NCBI's taxonomy places the organism in Eukaryota, Viridiplantae, Streptophyta, Magnoliopsida, Poales, Poaceae.
GUGGUUAGUCUUCUGCUAGACAGCUAGAGUGCUGCCCUGCUCGGCUCAGGUUGCCUGCACACCAGCAAUGGACCUAACAACCAAACUGAGUUUCGACUCGCGGCUCCUCCGCGUCUACGAAGACGGCCGAGUGGAGCGACUCUUUGGCACAGAAACCACCCUCCCGGGAUUUGACGCCGCCACCGGGGUCAGCUCCAAGGAUGUCGUCAUCGACGGCACCACCGGCGUCUUCGUCCGUCUCUACAUCCCCGACCUUCCCGGGUCCGAUUCCCAGUGCAAGAAUCUCCCGAUCCUCGUUUACUUCCACGGCGGCGGCCUCGUCAUCGAGUCAGCGUCCUCUCCGACGUACCACAGGUACCUCAACUCCCUCGUCUCCAAAGCCGGUGUCCUGGCCGUGUCGGUCAACUACCGCCUCGCUCCGGAGCACCCGCUUCCCGCAGCCUACGACGAUUCCUGGACGGCGCUCAGCUGGGCCGCGUCUAGGGAUGAUCCGUGGCUGUCGGAGCACGGUGAUGCUGGCAGAAUGUUCCUGGCCGGCGACAGCGGGGGCGCGAACAUCGUUCACAACAUGGCAAUCAUGGCCGGCACCGGGGGCGUUCUGGCCUCAGGGGCACCGCUAGAGGGGGCGAUCGUGCUUCACCCCAUGUUUGGAGGGAAGAAGCCAAUCGACGGCGAGGUCAUGUACAUGCGAGAGAUUAUGGCGAAGUUCUGGCCCCUAAUAUGUCCGGUAAGCGUAGAAGGGCUGGACGACCCGAAGUUGAACCCGAUGGCUCGUGGAGCGCCGAGCCUGGAGAAGUUGGCAUGCCGGAAGCUGCUUGUCUGCUCGGCCGAGCUAGACUACGCACGGCCAAGGGCAGCGGCUUACUACGAGGCCGUGAAGGCGAGCGGGUGGCGCGGCACGGUGGAGUGGCUGGAGUCCGUAGGAGAGGAGCAUGUCUUCUUCAUCAACAAGCCGGAGGGUGAUGAGUCUAUGAAGCUGAUGGACCGGCUAGUCCACUUCCUCAACGGCAACUGAUCCAGAGGAGAUUCAUGCGUGCAGUGUGUUUUUUUUUCCUUUGCAGAUCAUGUUUCCUUCGUGUUUACAUGCGCGAAAAGGACUAGCAUCAGAAACAGCCAGAGUAUCGGAAAUCCACGUUUGUUCUUGGUGCCACAGAAUGAAUAUUUUAAAUUUUCAAAAAAUAAAACAACAUUUUCACCGUA